Messenger RNA from Malaya genurostris, 7358 nucleotides. It is a transcript of the gene Pkc98E, whose product is annotated as protein kinase C. Gene Ontology annotation, biological process: protein phosphorylation. NCBI's taxonomy places the organism in Eukaryota, Metazoa, Arthropoda, Insecta, Diptera, Culicidae. The record is from RefSeq and is a predicted model, not a curated record. The transcript has 11 exons. Gene Ontology annotation, molecular function: ATP binding; diacylglycerol-dependent serine/threonine kinase activity. Bases 691 to 2919 code for a protein of 742 amino acids.
CAUGAAAACUUAAAACCACACUCAACUACACGAAUGCCAAUAGAGACAAACACCACACCACAGUGGGAUGUACGUUUACGAUGAGUUUCAUUCAUAGUCAUAUUAGUACCAGGUAGAACUUACACGCUGGGGUAAUGAUCUCUGGUAUGCUGUAGCAAAAAAGUGAGCUAUACAUUCCUGUUUCUCCGAGCAAAUAGUGUUCUUUUCUCGCUCUCAGACAGUCAUCAGUACGUUUUCUUCUAAGCCUAUCAGUCAGUCGAUGUAAAAAGGUUUGAUGGUGCAGAAAUAUGUAUGAAAAGUGAAAAAAUCGACUUUUUCUCCUCUGGAUCGAAAGAGAAAAAGUAGAAGGAUAUACACGCAAAAGGAAGAAAAAUAUCCAUUUCUUGUGAUAGGCAUUAGAUAUUUUGGGUUUUUUCUCAAUGUGAAAGUGAUUUAAUUUUGUAGUAGAUUCGAUGCAAUAAAAAUUCGCAGCAAGUAGAAAUUUACGUGGGAUACAGAUAAGUAUCUCGUUCGGAAGUUGUGAGCCUGCACAGUGAUAAAAAGUGUUGAGUGUAAAGAAGAAAGAAAGAUAGCGAGUAGCAAAAACCAGUGCUGGAUAUCGAUUUCGUUUACGAUCAUAAGAACCACUAGGAUACAGGAACAACAUUUGCAUCUUUUCGCCCUGGAAACUAAGACUGCAAGGACAGGAAAAUGUUUACGGGUACCCUCCGUUUGAAAGUCUGCGAAGCUUGCGGCCUGCGACCGACGGAUUUUCAAACGCGACAUACGAUGACUUUUGGCAGACUGGGCGAUCAACUCAUCGAUCCGUAUGUCUCUAUAGAUGUUGACGAAAAAUUCAUAGACCGAUCCACAACAAAACAGCGCACGUUCGAUCCAGUGUGGAACGAAAGUUUCAUACACGAGGUGGAAGCUGCCAACGCACUUGGCAUGACGAUAUUCCACGAGGGCCCCAUCACGGAUGUAUUUGUGGCCAACACGACGAUUCCCUUCGAAGAUUUGAUGUCACGGAAUGAAACCGACCAGCAAGACUUUUGGGUGGAUUUGGAACCACAAGGGCGAUUGCACGUGAAAAUCGAUUUACGAUGGAAUCAGGAAGCCAACAGUGUAGCACCACAACAGCAAAACUCAUGCCGUCGCACUGGCGUCAAGGAUCAGCCAUUCUUGAAUCGGCGGCGCGGUGCUAUGAGAAGACGCGUUCAUCAGGUCAAUGGUCACAAAUUUAUGGCAACGUUUUUGCGCCAACCAACUUUUUGCUCUCACUGUCGGGAAUUUAUAUGGGGUUUAAUAGGCAAACAAGGCUAUCAGUGUCAAGUUUGCACAUGUGUGGUUCACAAAAGGUGCCAUAGUUCAGUCGUUACAAAAUGUCCAAAGAAGAAAGAUGAGCAGGCUAAACCUGCCACGCAGGACGCGGCCCAACGCUUCAAUGUAAAUAUACCACAUAGGUUUUCAGUGCACUCGUUCAAGCGGUUGACAUUCUGCGACCACUGCGGCUCGCUGUUGUACGGCAUCAUCAGACAGGGUCUUAAAUGCGAGGUGUGUAGCAUGAACAUCCACCGGCGCUGCGAGGGUAACGUGGCCAAUAACUGUGGCAUCAACACCAAACAGCUGGCCGAGUUGCUCAAUGAGAUGGGCAUCACCAUGGAUAAAACACCACCACGUAAAUCUAAGUAUAUGAAUCAAACGCCUAGUGACAAUUCCUCCAUCUCGGAACGUAGCGAGGACAGUUCACUGGAUUCGCUCUCGACCAAAAGCGGCCAGGAUACUGACAGUCAACAGUUACUACUGGGUGCAUCACAAGGAGGUGGCCGGGCAACCUCCAGCCAGCAGUCCAAAUCAUCCGGUGCCACAUCUCAGGAAGACGAAAGCAAUCGAUCUGCGAGCGGUGGCCUAACGGUCGGUAAGACGUGCUUAAAUGACUUUAACUUCAUCAAAGUGCUGGGAAAGGGUUCCUUCGGGAAGGUUAUGCUAGCUGAGAAAAAAGGCACCGACGAGGUAUACGCUAUCAAGGUGCUGAAAAAGGAUGUGAUUCUGCAGGACGACGACGUGGACUGUACGAUGACUGAAAAGCGAAUUCUGGCGCUGGCAGCCAAGCAUCCGUUUUUAACUGCGCUGCAUUCUUGCUUCCAAACUCCCGAUCGGCUGUUUUUCGUGAUGGAGUACGUUAACGGUGGUGAUCUGAUGUUUCAAAUUCAGCGAGCGCGUAAAUUUGAUGAGCCCCGAGCGGCAUUUUAUGCCGCUGAGGUCACGCUUGCCCUACAGUUUUUGCAUCGCAACGGUGUGAUAUAUCGAGAUCUGAAAUUGGAUAACAUUCUGCUCGAUGCGGAAGGUCACUGUAAACUAGCUGACUUCGGCAUGUGCAAAGAGGGUAUUACCGGAGAUAAUCUGACCUCUACAUUCUGCGGUACGCCAGAUUACAUUGCUCCGGAAAUUCUUCAGGAACUGGAUUACGGACCGUCAGUGGAUUGGUGGGCACUGGGAGUACUGAUGUACGAAAUGAUGGCCGGUGCCCCACCAUUUGAAGCGGAUAACGAGGAUGAUUUAUUCGAAGCGAUUCUACGAGAUGAUGUGCUUUAUCCAGUUUGGUUAUCUCGAGAAGCAGUAUCAAUCCUGAAAGGAUUCAUGACAAAGAAUGCAGCGAAACGAUUAGGCUGUACUGACGGUGAGAAUCAAAUUCGAGCACAUCCGUUCUUCAAGGACAUGGACUGGGAUGCACUGGAACAGCGGAAAGUUAGACCACCAUUUCGACCUCGAGUGCGGAGUGCUCGUGAUGCUCUUAAUUUCGACACCGAGUUCACCAAAGAAGAUCCAGUAUUAACCCCAGUGCCGAAAGAUAUCAUUCGAUGUAUUAAUCAAGAAGAAUUCGCCGGUUUUUCAUUUGUGAAUUCCGAAUUUGGCCCAGAACGUAGAAUUGUUUGUUAGAAGGCGGAACUCGCUUGCCACACCAAACAUCAACCAUUGUAACCCGUGUACCGCUGAAAAGUGAUAAAUCCAAAGAUUAAAAAUACAAACCGGCAGGCAAGUGCAACAAACACAAUGGGAUGUCGUUCCUUCAGCAGGAACGCAAGAGAAUAGUAUAAGCUAGUUCUAUAGUAACAGAGGAACCCUAAGUUUAUUGAGUGAAAAACGCAAGAAUCGCGGUCUUACAAAACUUAUUGUUCAGUUGUCCAUAUUUCCCAACAAAUAUGCUCGACAAUUUACACAUGAGAUUCAGAAAGUACGGAAAUGCGUUGAAGCAAUCGCUAAGAUUCUCAAGGGAUAAGGAGCCUGGCAGUUUUAGUAGUUUUAAUUCUUAACGUACGAGCAUUAUGAAUGCUAACUGUUUUUGUUGACGAAUUUGUUACUUUUCGACACUGAAUUAGUUGCCAUGAAUCGAGUAUAUCGAUUUCAAUUAGUCAUUUAUUUAUUGUUUUUGUUUUUUAAAUUUGUUUUACUCGAAAUAGCUUUACAAAUUGUUCACGCUUGAGCAAAGCUUCAAAGUGCAAUAUUUGAUUGUUAAUUAGUGCGUUUAGUUAUAUCUUGUGAUCGAGAUGAGAAAAAAAAACAGAAUCAGAUUGAAUUGAUCCUAUAAUUUUGAGUUACGUUCACUUCAGUCAAUUAGUGCCAUUAUUACCAGCCAAAUUUAAGAACUACAUAUAAAAACACAUUACUGAAAAUAAAUUAUAUUUUUUCUAUUCAUUUCGAUUGGAAUGCGUUCGAGAUGAAAAUGUUUUGCAGCAUAUUAGUUAAAAUAUGUCUCUUUGGUGCCUGUUAAAUUAAUGAAAGCACUCAUUGGCCAACACAAGAGUCUACGCAACACCAAUAUCUUUUAUUGCAUUUAUAAAAGCCCAGCCAAUUCAUCAACAACGUACCACGAGCAUCAGAUGAGGCGUGAAAUUUAUUACUAGCGAUGCUAUGCAAUAUUAAUUUCAGUUGCCAUAUCUGUCAAUUGGUUUGCGCUUCAGUAACGCACGAAUGAAGCUAGAGUAUCUAAGUUUCAUUUUCGAAACAAUCGACCUACCGGAAUCGUCCGGGAUGGUACCUACAUCAAAAUGUCUAGUUCCUAACCUAUUCGAUUUGAACGAAUAUAAUUAGAAACGAAACAGACUCGUCCAAGUAUCAAAUGGCGACAUAUGCUAGUCAUUAGAUUAUUUUUUAUUUAGGGCUUUAAUUUGUGUUGUAAGUGAAGUUCAUUUUAUUUUAAUUUACGUUUAGCAACAUUUGUUGUACUACCGAUCGAAGCGAAAUGUAUCUUGGAAAAAUUAACCAAUAUUCAUGUCGUUAUUUGCGAUACUACGAUUAUUUAUACCGAUUCUUUCGUUUGCAAUCGACGGAUUGCGCGAUAUUCAAUACCAUUGCCUCUGCCGUAAAAAUUGGUGUAAAUAAUGUGGCAUACUUACUUGGGAGCAGAUUUGAUCCUUGCUAAUGGGCUCGAAUGAAGUUUGGAAUACAGGAAUUCAAAUGAAUAUGGUUACGGUUAUCCUUGUAAAUAACACGGUGACUGUGAUGCAUUGUUUUCGGAAUUGACAAGACAGAAUAUAGGCCUCUUUUCAAUGCCACUCAAAAUCAUGUUAUAAAAAAAAUAUUAAAAAAAACAUUUGUUUUGUUGUAGUGAUUGGAGAAACUGAGGUACUUUAAAUUCAACAACAAGUCGGAAGUAGUUGUAUUACUUUUUCGCCAUUUUUUUCUUUAAAUCCGUUAAAUUGAUUGGGCCGCUAGGUAAUCCAUGGUAUUCUUCUAGUUACCCUGAUUAUCCUUUUACUAUCUAUAAAGGCCAACCUAACCGGUAACUGUGCUGUUCCGACACAGAUGAGGUGAUUCAUUUCGUUUAGAUUAUGCAAUGUAAAGGAUUGUGUUCAGUAUAGGAACACUACAAUUGAACGAGGGAUAGUGCCAUGGUAGAUAGAGUCGAAUUGCAACAUCGAAGGAAUAAAGUAUAUCAAUUUCGGGCAAUAGUAUCAUUUAUUUAAAAAAGUUAAAACAAGAUUGAGAAAGUAUAGAAGAAAGAUAAAGAGGCGAGAGCUAUAGAUAAAGCGGAUUCAUCGUCGCUAUAUUUAUUCACAAUUUCUGCAGAAACAGCAACUGUAACAAGAGAUACCAAACCUAGAUAAAUUGAUUAAGCUACAUUAAUUACGUCUGCUCCAAUCUGGAUGCGAAACAUGUUUGAUAUAAUAAACACUAGUUAAUUGUCGUUGUUUCAGAUUGUUUAUUUUCCUCUUUGAAGGACGCUGAAUUUUUCGUUAUUUGCAUUUUUACGUGUAGGUUUACUUUCUGAGUGGAAAUAUCAAAACAAGAAAAAUGGAUAAGAAUUGCGUAUCAGUAACGAAUGGAGACGAGCGAUAAAAAUGUUUACUAGGCAUUUACAAAAAAAAUAAACAAAAUAUAAUAAGUAACAAACGCAGAUAAAUGAGAAUCCGUCUGAUUGUAUAAAGCAGAUUAAACUAUUGUACUAAAAUGAAUAUACUGUGAGAUUUUAAAACGCAUAUAGGAUCCGGCGAUAGGCGGGUGUGAAAUCAAUCGUUUUUUUAAUCUCGAUAAAUGUGUUUAGGGUACCUACUAACAACAAGAGAAAGGAAGGCUACAUGAGUGUGCGAAAUAUGUUCUGUUUAAAUAAAUUGCGCUACUGUUAAUGGCAUGCAUGAAGGACUUGUCUAUUUUCCCACCAUGAAAUCUGAUUCUAUGAUAGUAGGGCACACACGAAUCCUAUAACAAAACUGCGACCUUACGAGUUGCGGUAGCGACGUAAUGCAGUUAUAUAUAAAUAUAUGAAACAACAGCUGGAUGUGUAAUCCUUCUCGGUACUUGAAAUCGUUCCCUAAUUUACAAUAGGAAGAGAGUAGGUAAAUCAAAAAGUCGAAAAAAGUAUUUUUGUUACUAGCUUAUUGUUGUUUGUUCUUGAUAACAUUUUUGUUUUUUGAAACAGAAGUAACCAAUCGCAGAAGACAAAGUAACACAUCUAUAACUAGGUGAAAAGCAAAAUAAGUGACGUGAAAAUCCGUGUACAUUAGUUAAAUGUUAGGUAGACUAAAACACUAUACUACUAUUCUAAAUUAUAUUGCAGAUAGAACAGCAUCGAGGUGGAAAUCCUUUGGAAAUGAAAUGCGUUACACGUAUUAUCUAAAUAUAUGCAAAAAAUGAUACACAACAAAUAUGGAAAAUACACCGAAAACAAACCUAUAUCGUUUCUGGAAAAAAGGGGUGUAAACGUAGGAGCACUGAGCUGUAUGUAUAUGAGGAUAUAAAUAUUCAACGGCAAAUGAUAUCUGACUGCAGUCAGUAGUGCACUGAAUGUUACGAAAAAAGUGAAAAAUUCAAACUAAAAAGGGAUAUAGAAAACGUCACCACAGCGACGUUCUGGUCACUUUAACACUAAAUUCGUGAGAGAAUUCAGAUCAUGGUUUUAAGAAAAAAGCAGAAUUAUAAGAUGAAAGUAGUAGACGCAAUGUGUAAUAAUAAAUAUUAGAAUUUAACAGACAAGCACAAAAUCGAGAAACUUCAAACCAAAAAAUAUUGCAUAAAAGAAAAACAAAAUACACAAAGUUUAACUGUUGUGCAUGAUUUAUUGAUGUUGUAUCUAGCGAAAUUCAAGCUAUUUAUUUACUGUUGUUUUGUUGACGAUCAAUAACGUGCAAUUUCUCGUAUUUUCGUAACUAGAUACAAAUUUCUUGCCAGUUUAUUUGCAGGUAUUCGUUAUAUUAGAUUUCUAUUUUAGCACAAAGAGAAGAAGCUUAAUCAGUACAUAGCAAACAGAAAAAAAACAAUAGAUAAACGCAAUCAACUCAACAAAACAAAACGAACCGAUUCACCUGCCAUCAGAAAAUGUCCCACCGUGAUCAAAAUGAAAAUUAUCCCGAACCAGUCACUCUUGAUCAAUUUUUGUUUCCAUGUGCUCGAACUCUUCAUAAAUCUUUAUACAUGUUCUGUCACUCAUUCGGAAGUUCAGUUAAAGACCUUAGCGCAGUAAACCAAACAAUUGUGUAUAAAAACAACAACAUCAAAUCUAAAAAAAACUGGUACAACGUCGACCAGGUGCGUGCAGAUUUGGUUCAAAUGUUUUACCACACCAUUUGUUAACUACCCCACAUAUGUUCGGUAGAAAUUGUAAACUGAAACUUCUCUUCUCAACACCGCCAGGAGACAGUCACACUGAGAAUAGAAUACAAAUUUAAAAAAAAACGGCAGUCGUACAGUGUAAUCGGAGUUGAAAAAGCCGAGCAUACAGAAAAUGCAGCGUUUUUGGAGUUUCAACGAUAGACGGUGUUAUGAGGAAAAACGCUGAAAAACAAAACAAGAAAAUUAAUAUAUAAAUACCAAAAAUAUUAUAUAAUAACAAGAAAUAAAUAUAUAUAUAAAGUAUGUGAUUAUAACAAUAUAAAAACCAA